AUGGCUUCUACAGACCCACUUGACGAGCUUCUUUGUAUACUGAACGAACGUAUUUCGUUUGACGAAAAGGCGAAUAAAAUAGCCUCUGUUAAAUCCCUGUGUGAGAAAGUGGUCGUGGAGGAAUCGCUAAGGAACGUCUCGGAUGAUCGAAAGGUUUUGGUGUGCGAUUUUUCGCAUUUGCAGUUCCCGCGAAGCGAACAACAACGCUGUUUAAAUCACCUUCCUGUCAGGACUACUGGAGAUGGCAAUUGCUUGUACAAUGCAUGUUCCAUUGCAUUGUGUGGCAACGAGUCUCUGGCGUCUUACCUGCGUUGUCUGACAAGCAUUGAACUUUUUUUAAAUUCUUCGUUUUAUGCUAAACAUCCCAUUAUUGAGCAGCAGCACAAAAAAGGUGCGUUUAGUUCCAUUGCAAAUACUUUUGCAAUGUGUUUGUCUGAUAUUGCUCUUGGUUCUGUAACAAAAGAAGAUCCUUGCGCACCAAUACUCACUGAAGCAUACAGCAACGCAAUGAAUCAUCAAUGGAGUUCUUUUAUUUGUCUUCUUUCCCUAUCAAGUGUUGUUAAACGUCCAAUCGAGUCGUAUUUUCCAAUUACACCUAAUGAAGAAAAAAUUGACUCCCUGUCUACAAUGUUUAACUGCACUAUAUAUCCGCGAGAAAUAGCAACAUCAAUUUCAGAUCAGAAAAUCAUUUAUUUCGUUGUGCAUUAA
Messenger RNA from Dendronephthya gigantea, 708 nucleotides. RefSeq lists its product as uncharacterized. The record is from RefSeq and is a predicted model, not a curated record. The transcript is spliced from 2 exons. The coding region runs from base 1 to 708 and encodes 235 amino acids. Lineage: Eukaryota; Metazoa; Cnidaria; Anthozoa; Malacalcyonacea; Nephtheidae.